Molecule: messenger RNA, 3686 nt
Organism: Balaenoptera musculus (blue whale)
Lineage: Eukaryota; Metazoa; Chordata; Mammalia; Artiodactyla; Balaenopteridae
Product: integrator complex subunit 6-like
Exons: 17
Coding region: 370-2883 (837 amino acids)
Biological process (GO): snRNA 3'-end processing
Cellular component (GO): integrator complex
Source: RefSeq, a predicted model, not a curated record
AGUUGUGUGUUGGUUAACAGACAGCUCUCAGUCUGGGGCGAGCGCUUCAGUGAGCUUGGACCGAUGCUCGGGCAAUAGUCCCUGCGGCGGCAGCGGCGGCGGCGGCAGUAGUGGUGGCAGAAGAGAGGAAGGGGGAGGGUCCCGAGGGCUACACACGCUCACACUUUCAAGUUCCCUUGGAGGGAGAAGAGGUGCGGCUGCAGAAAGAGGAGGCCAGGAGCAGUUCCAUCCGUCCCGUCCCGUCUCCCCCUCUUACUCUUGCUCCCUGCACCCUGGCUCUGCGAGAGUUGAGGGUUCGGGUGGCAGUACGCGGCAGUGAGGGCAAGAGGGCCAGGAGAGUGGGCACCGGAGCCAGGGGUGCGGGGGAAGAUGCCCAUCCUGCUGUUCCUCAUAGACACGUCCGCCUCUAUGAACCAGCGCACUGACCUGGGCACCACCUAUUUGGACAUUGCCAAAGGCGCUGUGGAGUUAUUCUUGAAGCUGCGCGCCCGGGACCCGGCCAGCCGCGGAGACAGGUACAUGCUGGUCACCUACGACGAACCGCCGUACUGCAUCAAGGCUGGUUGGAAGGAAAAUCACGCAACAUUCAUGAGUGAACUAAAAAAUCUUCAGGCUUCUGGACUGACUACUCUUGGUCAGGCUCUAAGAUCCUCAUUUGAUUUGUUAAAUCUCAAUAGAUUAAUAUCUGGAAUAGACAAUUAUGGACAGGGGAGAAAUCCAUUUUUUUUAGAACCAUCUAUUUUAAUUACCAUCACAGAUGGAAACAAGUUAACAAGUACUGCUGGUGUUCAAGAAGAGCUUCAUCUGCCUUUGAAUUCUCCUCUGCCUGGAAGUGAACUAACCAAAGAACCUUUUCGUUGGGAUCAAAGGUUAUUUGCCCUGGUGUUGCGUUUGCCUGGAUUGGCUUCUACUGAACCAGAGCAGCUAGGGAGUGUACCAACUGAUGAAUCUGCCAUCACACAGAUGUGUGAGGUCACAGGAGGUCGCUCCUACUGUGUUAGAACACAGAGAAUGUUGAAUCAAUGUUUAGAAUCUUUAGUUCAAAAAGUUCAGAGUGGUGUAGUUAUUAACUUUGAAAAAACGGGACCAGAUCCACUUCCUAUUGGAGAAGAUGGACUUAUGGAUUCAUCCAGGCCAAGCAAUUCAUUUGCUGCUCAACCAUGGCAUAGCUGUCAUAAGCUCAUUUAUGUGCGACCUAACUCUAAGACUGGUGUUCCUGUUGGACAUUGGCCAAUUCCAGAAUCUUUUUGGCCAGAUCAGAAUUUACCUUCACUACCUCCACGAACAUCUCAUCCUGUUGUGAGGUUCUCCUGUGUAGAUUGUGAGCCAAUGGUAAUAGACAAACUUCCCUUUGACAAAUAUGAACUUGAACCUUCACCCUUAACUCAGUACAUCCUGGAACGAAAGUCUCCCCAUACCUGCUGGCAGGUAUUUGUUACUAGCAGUGGAAAAUACAAUGAACUUGGAUAUCCGUUUGGUUAUUUAAAAGCCAGUACGACUUUAACUUGUGUAAACCUCUUUGUGAUGCCGUACAACUACCCAGUUUUACUCCCUCUUUUAGAUGACUUGUUUAAAGUUCACAAGCUUAAGCCAAAUGUGAAGUGGCGACAGGCUUUUGACAGCUACUUAAAAACUCUGCCUCCAUACUACUUAUUACCAUUAAAGAAAGCACUAAGGAUGAUGGGAGCUCCAAAUCUGAUAUCAGAUAAUUUAGAUUGUGGACUUAGUUACAGUGUUAUCUCUUACCUUAAAAAACUCAGCCAACAGACCAAACUAGAGUCAGAACGAAUACUAGCAUCAGUGGGGAAGAAACCUCCCCAGGAAAUUGGAAUCAAAGUGAAAAAUCAUUCUGGAGGUGGAGUGUCCCUGACUCACAAUAAAAAUUUUAGAAAACUAUUGAAAGAAAUCAUAGGAGAAACAGCACCGAGACUGGCAGAAUUGAAUACCAAAGAAUUUGCCGGCUUCCAAGUAGGGCUCUUAAACAAGGAUUUGAAACCUCAGACAUAUAGAAAUGCUUAUGAUAUUCCACGUAGAGGUCUUUUAGACCAGUUAACCAGAAUGCGAUCCAAUCUGCUGAAAACACACAAGUUUAUUGUUGGACAAGAUGAAGAUUCCCUUCAUAGUGUUCCAGUCGCACAAAUGGGUAACUAUCAGGAAUAUCUAAAGACAUUGGCUUCUCCACUUCGAGAGAUUGAUCCAGAUCAACCAAAAAGACUACAUACUUUUGGCAAUCCAUUUAAACAAGAUAAGAAGGGAAUGAUGAUUGAUGAAGCAGAUGAGUUUGUAACAGGGCCACAAAACAAAGUGAAACGUCCUGGAGAACCCAGCAGUCCUCUGUCAUCUAAGAGAAGGCGGAGUAUGUCCCUGCUGUUGAGGAAACCACAAACACCACCUACUGUAACUAACCACGUGGGCGGAAAGGGACCACCCUCAGCCUCGUGGUUCCCAUCUUAUCCAAACCUCAUAAAACCCACCCUUGUACAUACAGAUGUUACUGUCACUCGCGACGCUCAUGAGGAGAAGAUGGAAAAUGGUCAAAUCUCACCUGAUGGCUUCUUGUCAAAAUCUGCUGCCCCAGAGCUUAUGAAUAUGGCAGGAGAUAGUAUCCCACCCGACCAAGUGGAUUCUCUGUCUGAUGAUUUCACUAGUCUCAGGAAACAUGGCCUGAUGCACAAUCCUGGUAGUAAUGCACUCAUAGGAGGAACCAAGAACUGCAAUGUCUCUGUAGAGGAUCGAAAAGUGUCAGUAACAUCUGCUUUGGAAACUGGGCCAAAUACGUUGCAAAUAACUCCUGCUAUGGCACAAGGAAUCAAUGCUGAUAUAAAACACCAGUUAAUGAAGGAAGUUCGAAAAUUUGGACGAAGUUCAAAAGACGAGUCUUAAUUCAGUACCUUGAGAAGGUACUAGAAAAAAUAGAAUCCCAUCACCUUCUCAACAACGUUAAUCACAUCAACAGCAGAUCAUGAUGUUAAUGCAAAGACCAAGGAGGAAAAAAGAAUAAGUUUUCUGUGCUGUAGGAUAGAAUGAGAUAUUGUUGAGUAUCCUACGAUGUUUUAGUCAAGGGAACUGCCUUCCAGAGGCUACGAAAAAGCAGUGGAGCUUUUUGUUUUCAGAUCCUCUGGUGGGAAAAGCUGGCUUUUGCCCUAUGAGUUUUCUUUGAAAGUAUUAAUUGGUUGUUUUGUUGUUACUUUUCCCAAUUGAGGAGGGUGAUGUUAUUAAUCCAGCAGGUUAAAAUCAGUAAACCCUGUCGCCCCUGCCACAUGUGAUAAGGGUUCACUCUUGAACUUGGCCGUCCUGGGCAUUUCCAGAGUGACGAGGGGCCAUGUGCAGGUGGAGCACUCCUUGGUGCUCUUACUAUGUCCUUUAGAAAGAACAGGUGUUCAGAGGCCAACUGGUAAUCUUGUGUGUGCUGAACAAAGUUUUCAACCAUUCCGAGUUGUGCCUUUAAAACCAUGCAACAUUCAGGACAGUUUGGAUCAAAGAGUAAGAAAGCUGCUAUUUGGGUAACUUAUUUCUCCGUGGGAGGGGCAGGGGAAGUCACCAAACAAUCUACCUCCAACUCUGUUCUAUUUUGUCUAGAGACAUUACAAAGUGCACCUGAGGCUGCCUCAACCCCUGACAUUUGUUCUCGCAUGUGACGACAGAAAGUCUUCAGGUGGACUUGUGCAUUCUGUGCUUCAGAAGCA